Messenger RNA from Nematolebias whitei (Rio pearlfish), 5596 nucleotides. It is a transcript of the gene ubr3, whose product is annotated as ubiquitin protein ligase E3 component n-recognin 3. Gene Ontology annotation, cellular component: ubiquitin ligase complex; cytoplasm. Gene Ontology annotation, molecular function: ubiquitin protein ligase activity; zinc ion binding. Lineage: Eukaryota; Metazoa; Chordata; Actinopteri; Cyprinodontiformes; Rivulidae. The transcript has 39 exons. Gene Ontology annotation, biological process: protein ubiquitination; ubiquitin-dependent protein catabolic process via the N-end rule pathway. The record is from RefSeq and is a predicted model, not a curated record. Bases 16 to 5550 code for a protein of 1844 amino acids.
AACAAGCCAGAGUGCAUGAUGGCGGCGUCGCUGCUGCGCCGGGACAAGAGAGCUGCUGCCGCUUACUUGAAGGCAGACCUAACCCGGACUGACAACAGCUCCGGGCUCCGAGAGCUUCGGGAGCUGCUCGACGCUGUACUAAAUCCCGAGAAAACGGCGGCGGACACUGAAGCUCUGGACUGGUGUAAAUGUCUGCUGGCAGGGGGCGAGGGUUUCGAGGAGUUCUGUAAGACGGUCCGCUCCUAUGACAACGCGACUCUGUGCGGAUUGGUGUGGACGGCUAAUUUCGUAGCAUAUCGAUGCCGGACGUGUGGCAUCUCUCCUUGCAUGUCACUGUGUGCGGAGUGCUUUAAUAAUGGAGAGCACGCAGGCCAUGAUUUCAACAUGUUCAGGAGUCAGGCUGGCGGGGCCUGUGACUGUGGAGACAGUAAUGUCAUGAGAGACAGCGGGUUUUGUCUGAGGCAUAGGUUAAGAACUGGAGAAAAUGUCCCCUCGAUACCUCGAGAUCUUCUCCUCAUGUCAGAGAUAGUCCUCCCCCGUUUUAUCCUGUGCAUCAUACAGUAUCUGAGAGAUGGAUACAUUGAACCAGACACCUCAGCUGAGAGAGAUCUACAGAAAGUCCUGCAACAACUCGAGCCUCAGAUCUCCUUCUUGGAGGAUCUCACAAAGAUGGGAGGAGCAAUGAGGACUGUACUGACAAAGAUCUUGACUAAUCAGCAAACAUACAAGGAGUUGAGCAUGGGCCAAGAAGAUAAUGUUUAUGCUAAAAAGAACUAUGACAAGUAUUUGUCAGCAUUGAAGAAUUCAGGUCUGGUUUCUGUGGAGGAGAAAGCCCAGGCUGUUACAGCUGAUGUUACUGUUGGAGCUGAAGGAGGUGCGGGAGCAAUGGCCCUGCUGGGAACCACUGGACCAGGAAGCCCAGAAGAAUCUACUAAAGAGGAGGAUCAAGAUGGAGAGCAGUCUGUUGGUCAGAGGAAAAGGGUUAAGCUGAGCAGCAGUACCAAAGAUCCAUUCAUUAUUGAAACACUAAAGCAUAAAUGCUUUCUGGAGGAGUUGUUGUUUUGGACAAUAAAAUUUGAGUUUCCCCAGAAAAUGGUCACAUUCUUAUUAAAUAUGUUGCCAGAUCAAGAUUACAAGAUUACAUUUACAAAAACGUUUGUUCAACAUUACGCCUUCAUCAUGAAAACUCUGAUGAAAAGCCACGAGUCGGAUACAAUGUCCAACCGCAUCGUGCACAUCAGCGUGCAGCUGUUCAGCAACGAGGAGCUGGCCCGACACAUGACGGAGGAGUGUCAUCUGCUGGACAUCAUGGUCAUGGUCCUUCACUACAUGAUGGAAAGCUGCCUUGUUAAAAGUGAACUUCAGGAUGAAGAGAACAAUCGACAUGUUGUGGUAAACUGCAGCGAAGCGCUACUGAAGAACAAUACGUAUUGGCCUCUAGUCAGUGAUUUUAUCAAUAUCCUGUCACACCAAAGUGUAGCUAAAAAGUUCCUAGAGGACCACUCGUUACUGAUGCUUUGGAUGACCUUUGUUUCAUAUUUUCAAGGUAUGAACCUGAAUAAGCGGGAACUGAACGAGCAUGUGGAGUUUGAGUCUCAGACAUACUACGCAGCAUUUGCAGCAGAGCUCGAGGCCUGUGCACAACCAAUGUGGGGCCUCUUAACACACUGCAAAGUCAAAGAGACACAGGAAUAUACAAAAACGGUGGUUCGCUACUGUUUGGAGGCCCUGCAGAUUUGGUUUGAUGCCAUUGGCUUCAUUGAUGAGCCUGCUCAAAAUCAAGUGACGUUUCACCUGCCACUCCAUCGCUAUUACGCCAUGUUCCUCAGCAGGGCUGUAAAAUGCCAAGGCUUAGAUUUGGAUAGCCUCCUGCCAGACCAGGAGAUGCUGAUGAAGAUCAUGGUGCAUCCUCUCCAAAUCCAGGCAUGUCUGUCAGAGAUCCACAGUAAUAUGUGGGUCAGGAAUGGGCUCCAGAUAAAAGGACAAGCCAUGACUUAUGUGCAAUCACACUUCUGCAACUCCAUGAUUGAUCCAGACAUCUAUCUGCUCCAGGUUUGCGCAUCAAGACUGGAUCCAGACUACUUUAUUUCAAGUGUAUUUGAGAGAUUUAAAGUAGUUGACCUCUUGACGAUGGCGUCUCAGCACCAGAAUGCUGUGUUGGAUUCUGAGCAAGAAAGGCCAAUGCUAGAAGGAGCACUGACCUUUUUGGUCAUUCUGACAAGCCUCCGCAUUCAUCAAGGCAUGACCGAUGAUGAGAUCCUUCGAUCUGAGAUGGUCUCUCAGUUGUGCAUGAAUGAUCGAACACACAGUGCACUACUAGACCUUAUUCCUGAAAAUCCCAACCCAAAGAGCGGCAUUGUACCGGGAAGCUGUAGUUUUGAGGAUGUGCUCUCUGCUGUGGCUGAUUUCAAAGCUCCCGUGUUUGAGCCGGGAGGCUCCAUGCAGCAGGGAAUGUACACACCCAAAGCCGAGGUGUGGGAGAAGGAGUUUGACCCCAUCAUGGUCGUUCUCAGAACAGUCUAUCGCCGUGAUGUUCAGUCAGCAAUGGACAGAUACUCAGCGUUUUUGAAGCAGUAUGGAAUUCAUACUGGCAACCCAUGGCCGCCUUACAAAGAGAGGACUCCCCUGCAUCCCUGUUACAAAGGACUAAUUCGCCUGUUGCACUGCAAGACUCUGCACAUAGUGAUAUUUACUCUCCUUUACAAGAUAUGGAUGGAUCACCAGAACAUGUCUGAACACGUGCUGUGCAUGGUGCUGUACCUGAUUGAGUUGGGCUUGGACAACCAGGUUCAGGACACCAAGGAGGAGGAGGAGCCCUGCAUUGAGGAGCACUGUCAUGACAGCUGGUUCCCAGGCACCAAUCUUCUCUCCAAUCUGCAUCAUGUCAUCAACUUUGUGAGGGUUCGAGUUCCUGAGACAGCUCCUGAGGUGAAGAGGGAGCCUCCCCCCAGCACAAGCACUGAAGCCUCUUCCUAUGGCCAGAACCUAAGAGAAGCUCAGAUGUUCAGCCUCGUGGCGGAGCGCAGGAGGAAGUUUCAGGAGAUAAUCAACCGGAGCAGCACCGAGGCCACUCAAGUUGUCAGGCCCAAGAGCUCUUCAACACGCUGGGGUUCACCAGGCGCAACCCCCCAGCUGGUUACCGAGAUCCUGGAGAUCCGAGAAAGCAUGCUGUCCCUCCUCAUCAAGCUCCACCAGAAGAUGUCCUCCAAGCAGAACUCUCUGUCGGCGUCAUGGCUGGAAGACAUGGACAUGAGUCGUCACGCUCAUGGAGAUGGCAUUACAGCCAUUGAGCGCAUCCUUACCAAGGCGGCUACACGCAGCUGCCAAAUCAAGCGUAGCAUCCAGGACAUUUGUGGAAAGGUUUGUCCGCCAGUGCCACCAAAGAAGAACAGUCCCACAGACAAGAAAGCCAUGGACAAAGAAGAAAGACGUCAGAGAGCUCGAGAGAGGCAGCAGAAACUGCUAGCUGAAUUUGCAUCAAGACAGAAGAGUUUCAUGGAAACCGCCAUGGAUGUUGAAUCUCCAGAGACUGAGGCAGCCAUGGAUUUAGGAUCAACUGAAGUGAUGGAGUCUGAGGUUCUGUAUGACUGUGUGAUCUGUGGACAGAGUGGACCCUCCACUGAGGACCGACCCACAGGUUUGGUGGUUCUCCUCCAGGCAUCCUCAGUUCUUGGACACCGCUGUAAAAAUGAACAGCCUAAAAAUCUACCAACGAGUGACGAAGAGCAUAUAUACCCUGCAGACACAUGCGGCGCCACUAACGAUGUCAGGCUCACGCUGAUGCAGCAGUUCUUCAAAGACAGCUCUUGUCUGCAGUCUUUGUCAAUCGGCUGGGAUGGAGGCGUCUAUGUCCAAACCUGUGGACACACUUUGCAUAUAGAUUGCCAUAAGUCCUACAUGGAGUCUCUGAGGAAUGACCAGGUCCUCCAGGGUUUCUCUGUUGACAAAGGUGAGUUUACAUGCCCACUGUGCCGACAGUUUGCCAAUAGUGUCCUUCCAUGUCGCCCUGGCCGUGGCACAGAAGCCGGUGCAUGGCACUCACCCACAAACAAAAUGACGACCGUACUUGUAAAAGAGGUGGAAGACCUGCAGGAGAAACUUGGCCUAUUCCCAACCGAGUCCAACUUCAGUAAAGAGAUGGAGUUGUUAAUUAAAGACAUCAAGAACACCACUCAGAAAAAAUACAUGGACUAUGGCAAGAACCCAGGUUCCCCUGACAACGACUUCCUCUUCAUGUAUUCAGUGGCAAGGACCAACUUGGAGCUGGAACUUGUGCAUCGAGGAGGAAACUUGUGCUCUGGUGGAGCCAGUGCAGCUGCUAAACGCUCAUGUCUAAAUCAGCUGUUCCACGUGUUGGCCAUGCACAUGCGACUUUACAGCAUUGAUUCAGCCUACAACCCAUGGACGAAGUUGACUCAGGCUGCAAAAGAUAGAGAGAUGGAUGGCUUUGAUGAAGAGAGACCUGAGGUCCCCAUGCUGUUUCGAGAUGUCCCAUCCCUCCUCAUUAUCUUUGUUCUAACUAUGCCACAGCCUCUGCGCAAAGAGCACUUUACCUGUGUGGUCAAGAUGCUGUACAACCUUCAGUUCACUCAGGCUUUGGCCACACUGUCUACCAAGCUCAGCUCAGAGGAAAGGCAGGCCUGGGUCACGUCUGGAGCACUUAAAAAGAAAACUGUAAACUCUGAAAAGUCUUCUGAAGCUCUGCUCAGUCAUGUUAUCAGCGAGCUCUCAAAGGACAAGAGUGUUUACAAGGUGAACUCUGAAGAAUCGACAAUGCUGAGCUCCAGUGUGUGGUCCCCACAGUCUAUUGAGUUCAGCCUCCAGCAGUUCUGUCUGCCCUUCCUUCGCCUCUCCUGCCUUCUGCAGCACCACCUUUAUGGAGACACUCUAACUGGCUGUCUGGAUGAAGAGGAGUUUUCCUCCCUGGCUGUGUGUGUGGGGCUGCUGCCCUCAGCCCCUCAGCCUUCCAGCGCCGUGCACAGUGCCUCAUGUCUGGACUGGCCCGUCAGCGCCUUUGACUUGGUGACGCAGUGGUGUGCUGAGGUCACAGAGCUGACUCUCAUGCAUCCUGAGCAUUCACUGACCUUGCUGGUCCAAGAUCCUCAGUGGGCAGCCCCUCGCCUUCUCCAGCUACCUGACAACUACAACAUCAUCUUCCAGUACUAUCACAGAAAGGCCUGCACUGUCUGCAAAAAGGUGCCAAAGGACCCCGCUCUCUGCCUGGUUUGUGGCGCGUUUGUCUGUCUCAAAGGCGUGUGCUGCAAACAGCAGGGAAUCUGUGAAUGUGUUUUGCACUCCCGACAUUGUGGCGCAGCUACAGGCAUCUUUCUGCUGAUUAAUGCCUCGGUCAUCAUCAUCAUCCGUGGACAUCGUUUCUGUCUGUGGGGAUCCGUUUACCUCGACGCCCACGGAGAGGAAGAUCGCGAUUUACGCCGUGGCAAGCCGCUGUUCUUAUGUGAAGAGAGAUAUCGAGUGUUGGAGCAGCAGUGGGUUUCUCACACCUUCGAUCACAUCAAUAAGCGUUGGGGGCCUCACUAUAAUGGACUCUGAGAUCUUCCCAAGUUCAUUAAAAGCAAACGACAAAAAAAAAAAAAAA